AUGGAUCCUGCAUCACCAAACCUUCAACGACUGGAUUUCCCGACCAUCCGCAACCAUCUGGUGCAAUGGAAACCUGCGAUUAUUUCAAACCACAUCGAAAGUUUGGUCAAGCUUUCAACGUCUCACGACAAGCUGGUCACCUUAUAUUGUGACUAUGGAAGCCAAGCAAUUCAGACAUUGGAUGAAGUCGAAAGAAGCAUUUUCCACCAAAUACUGGAUGGCAUGCCAAGACUGCCACAGGAGAUUUAUGACCUGCAUCAAAAGACCAAAGAUGGCUUUUCGCCUUUGUUGAGCGACCUGCAUGGAAUUUUCAGGUCAUCUUCUAUCGAAAUAGGAACGAUCUUUGUGGUCUUAGAUGCCCUGGAUGAAGCCACCGAAGACGUGCAAAAUGGUCUCAUCGCAAGGAUAUCGAGACUUCCAUUUGCCGAUGUGAGGCUGUUGUGCAUUUCACGUCCCUCCACAAAACUCGAGAGAAAGUUUCAAUCUCAUCCCCAUAUUCAAAUUAGAGCAUCCGACGCUGAUAUCACCACCUUCGUACGACAUCGAAUUAGCGACAGCCCAAGGUUGCAUGAUGUUGUAGGACAGGAUGAGGCUCUGAAACAGACAAUUGCCACGGAGGUGAGCGCAAGCGCUGAUGGAAUGUUUCUCAUGGCGCGGCACCACCUUGAAAGCUUGUUCGCUGCUGCAUCUAAAACAGAAAUACGCCGGACUCUUGAACAUCUUCCUUCAACGGUCGGCGAUGUUUACAAAGAUACGAUGAACAGGAUAUCACGGCAACCAAAGAAUGACGCACUGCGGGCGCAGAGAACAUUAUCAUGGGUUUUUGGCGCGUUCAGACGCCUCACGGUAGACGAGAUCCAACACGCUCUUGCAGUGCUCGAACUUUGCCAAGACGCCAAGCUUCAUACCAUCGACAAGCUAACAGAAGACGACUUGCCCCACCUUAACACGAUUGAAUCAUGUUGUCAAGGUCUUCUGAUUCGUGAGGAGGGCUAUCUUCUGCCGUGUCACCAUACCGCUUCGGAGUACUUUAGAGCAGCCUACAGCCAGUGGUUCCCACAGGGUCAUGCAGAUAUUGCAACUGUCUGCUCGGCGUAUCUUUUACAGCAUAGGCUUCAGCGGUCUAUUUCUCGAUACCUGGGUAAGCUCAGAGCCAUGCAACAGGGAUCUUCGUCAUCAGGUCUUUCAGAAUACGAGGCAUGGGCCCUUGACGACAAGCUUAUGAGUCGGUACGAACUGCUUUCUUACGCAGGAAGCUACUGGGGCACUCAUGUCUGGGAAGCAGGUCACCACGCAGACCUGGAAGAAAGAAUGCAAAGUCAUCGGAAUGUGACCCACUGGUGGAUGAAUCUGGAUCUUUCCGGAAGUUUACAACUGCACAAGACUGUUGAGUUGAUUAUCAACGUGCAAACCAGCGUUCGAACUCUGCGAAAAAUUGUUGACCAGGGAGGCGAUAUCAAUGCCCUUGACCAGAGUGGACAGACUAUGCUAUCACAAGCUAUUGGUCGCCAUGACACAGAUGCGGCUAGUUUCUUACUUACUCUUCACGGCCUUCACAUCAAUAUCGAUGGCCACAAUUUUAUGCACACCCUGACGUCUGCUGUAUCGCUCGGGAAUGAGACUCUGCUAGCGUUGAUUACGCACCACCCUAUUCUCAAGAUGCAAUCAGAGAUUUCAGAAAGCUUCAAGUUAUGGCUUUGA
Molecule: messenger RNA, 1701 nt
Organism: Colletotrichum gloeosporioides
Lineage: Eukaryota; Fungi; Ascomycota; Sordariomycetes; Glomerellales; Glomerellaceae
Exons: 4
Coding region: 1-1701 (566 amino acids)
Source: RefSeq, a predicted model, not a curated record